CUGCCGGUCAGAUGGUAUAUUUUAUCAUAGGCGGCAAUAACAAGACAAUAGCGUGAAAAAAUGUAUUUAACUCUAUUAAAUGGAACUGGCUAUGUAUUCAGUGUGGAUGAUUACAUGGAGCUGCGAACCAAACAUCGGCUAAUGGGUGCUCUCGUCGGCACCGCGAACACCAAAGGCUGGAGCCCCAAUCAGUCCACUCUUCCCGUAGAGUUGACGAAAUUCGAGACACAAUUGAUCCUGGACGAGGGCAUAGCUCUGCUGGUCAAUAAAUCAAAAGCAUUUAGUACAUCUCCUACUCCCAAAGAACUGGCGGAAUAUAAAGCCGACCUUAAAGAGCGUUUGGAGGGCCAGGCAGAUGCCCUGAAGGGGGAGAAACUACGAGAGACCGAGCGUUAUAUGGACAAGAUUCUGCUUGGAAAACGCAACAAGUUGUUGAAGCAGGGUCUGUCUACGGAAGCUGCUGCCUUAGUCGGAGACGAUGUGCUCAAGGAAGUGGCGGACAACUUUAAGUUUGACCUACAGAAUGCGCUAAUGGAAGUUCCCUGCCAACACCUAAGCAAGCACACUGCGGAAAUUAUUCCAGGACCAAUUGUGGACACCAGUUGCAUCAGUUUCGUGAAAGCGCCGUGAGGAGGGAUAGGGAUUUCAGGAUUCGCGAAUCCUGAACGAAACACUUUUUCUUCGCCCCCACUUUUCCUCCCAUCGCUGAGUGAACAGCCGUCGUGUUGGAGACAAACA
Messenger RNA from Drosophila miranda, 738 nucleotides. RefSeq lists its product as uncharacterized. The coding region runs from base 61 to 630 and encodes 189 amino acids. Gene Ontology annotation, biological process: tRNA-type intron splice site recognition and cleavage. Lineage: Eukaryota; Metazoa; Arthropoda; Insecta; Diptera; Drosophilidae. The record is from RefSeq and is a predicted model, not a curated record. Gene Ontology annotation, molecular function: tRNA-intron lyase activity. The transcript has 6 exons.